Messenger RNA from Amyelois transitella, 9401 nucleotides. Its product is annotated as protein tramtrack, beta isoform. Gene Ontology annotation, biological process: regulation of transcription by RNA polymerase II. The transcript is spliced from 8 exons. Lineage: Eukaryota; Metazoa; Arthropoda; Insecta; Lepidoptera; Pyralidae. Gene Ontology annotation, cellular component: nucleus. Gene Ontology annotation, molecular function: protein binding; DNA binding. Bases 210 to 1538 code for a protein of 442 amino acids. The record is from RefSeq and is a predicted model, not a curated record.
CCGUAUUUUUGGCAACACAGGUCGGCGUGGGUUUUAGUGUUAUGUGUUAGCGUGGGUUGAUUGUUAAUUAUUUACUUACAUACAAUUAACAAUAAAAAGUGCACUAAAAACGCAAUUGCGCAAACUUAGCACAGCAUGGUAAAAGGUGCGCCUGAGAAACAGAGGAGAAUACCAUAGUUGUACGAAUAAGUUCCAGCCCACUAGCCGUCAUGUCGCAGCAAUACAGUCUACGUUGGAACAACCACCAGCCAAACUUCAUUUCCACGUUCACGACCCUGCUGACCACGCGGACCCUGGUCGAUGUGACCCUCGCGGCCGAGGGCAAGCAACUACAGGCGCACAAGAUUGUAUUGUCAGCUUGUAGCACGUACUUCCAGUCUCUAUUUGUUGACAACCCGUCGCGACACCCCAUAGUGAUCCUGAAGGAUGUCACAUUUGCAGACCUUCGGACAAUGGUCGACUUCAUGUACUACGGUGAAGUCAACGUCACCGAGGAACAGUUACCACAGGUUCUGGAGACGGCGAAGCUCCUAAAAAUCAAAGGUCUCACCGAGAUGCCAGACUCCACGUCGCUGACCAGAGCACAGGGAUCGUCGUCGGAAUUCCAGCCGGGGGACUCAAUUGACUCCCAAAGGCGCACACCCUCACCUAUUUCCGAGCCAAACAACAAACGCAAGAGGCGAAGGAAAAGCUCAUCAGGCUCCACUCCCCUGGAUAUGCUCCCGGAGGAUGGCAGGCCUGAUGACACACCACAGCUGGACCUUGUGCGAGGGGACACCAUCACGCUUAGCAGUCUACCGCAGCAGAGGCAAAGGAGGGACUUUCAAGAUGACAGAACUUUGGAUAACGCACAACAGACCACAGAACCCCACAAUUUGAAUGUUGAACCUCUGCCAAUGGACAACAACCAGGCCGCACUGCCACAAGGAGGUCAGUGGAGUAUGAUGGAGCACACGUACCCGAGGUAUAAUGCGUGUGUGGGUUCCGGUCUACAGCAAGACUCCGGAAUGUAUAUGAAUAACGUUAUGGGUGGCCACGUGCCCGGGGACAUGAACGCGUACGGCCAAUCGCUGGGCGUGCCCGGGCCCUCCCCCGGCCCUAGCUGCGUCCAGGAACAACAACAACAGGCGCAAGGGCAACAGCCUAUGGCGCAGAAGCGGAGGCGGACGACCAAUCCACAGUCCGAAGAGAAAUUCCAACGCGCCUUAGACGCGGUGCGCUUCGGCGGCAUCGGCUUCUGCAAAGCCGCGCGCCUCUUCGGCGUCAACAACCGGACGUUGUGGCUCGAGUACAAAAAGAAGGGAUACCCUAACAACCGGCCGAGUAUACGCAGUCGGAUUAAACGCGAGCACGCCACACCGCCGCUGGAGCACAAGGACGACGUUCAACAGCCCGAGCAACAGAUGGCGUUACUGUGUCCCCCGCACCCGGUCCCGGUCGGUUUUAUCGACAGUCGCCCGUUAGAUUUCCCGUUGCAAGGCAUGCCCCACAACUCACCCCUGAACAUUUUGGGGGUGAACUUCAAUUCGAUACAAUAGAACGCGGCGUGCGGCGGCGUCGGCGACGAGUCGUACUCGUUGUGACCCGAGUGGGGAGGCGAGGUCAUUGCCCCCGCCGCCCCGGCCGCCGCCGCAGUCGCGCCACGAUACGACAUUUACAUGCACAUGCCGUUGUAACCCCCAAGCCAUUGUACGGAGACUGAUGUGUGGGAGACGCCAAUUGGUCAAGGUAAUGCGGUGUUUUACACACUUUUAUAUUUUAAUAGGUGAAGAGCGCUAGAGAUAUGAGAAAUCAUAGAGACAACAAGUAAAUAGGCGGUUCUAAAAUUAAAUUUAAUCAACCAGUGUUUAUUGAAGCAUAUUGAUGUAUUUUUUUUUUUGCCUAAAACGCUGUAAAUCCAGUGGCCAAUUUUGCCCAAAGGAUCAAAGGGCGUACAUUUAGAACUACUUGAAAAUUACUUGCCAUACCGGAUACCCAGUGUUUUCGACUGCCAAAUACUUGAAAUAUCUUCAUUCAUUGGCGUUAUUUUAAGGUAUUUUCCUUGCCUUCCAACCUACAAUGCAGUGUGAGUGGAGGACAUUUUGUUCCUAAUUAAUUUCGUCUAUCAGACCAGAUUUAGUAUACUAUAUUACUGAUCUGUGGCCAAAACAGCCUAAGACUAUCAAUCUAAUUCACUGUUUAUUUCUCACCGUAUUAUUAAGGUACCGAAAUUGUCCUUGGCGUCUCCCUAAAGUCUUCCACAUCCGAGAGAUCUCAGUAAAUAUAAAUCAUCGAUACUGGACUGAUGUGCACAAAAUAGGAUAUUAGGACGACGAGAAAUGAAAUGUGAUAGCGAAUUUGUAUAGUGCGAUCUUUCGCGUUAGAUUUAAGCUUUUGAAUGGCAGGUUACAUUCAGUUAUUCAAAACUACCUCUAUCAUAGUAUUCUUUCAUUUUUUUUUUACAAUUUUUUUUUAUACUUUAUUUAGUGCAGCCACCAAAUGAUGUACGGUUUAUAUUUUUGUAGUUUAAAAACAACAAAAGAAUGUCAGUAUGCGAUGGUGGUUUUGUUUUUAUAGCGGUGGUGAACACAUUGUAAAAAUUUUUGGCACAAUUCACGUUUUCAUCUCUUACGACCGGCCAGAUAGUUACAAAACCCGAAAGACACAUUUAGAAGGUAGACUGUUAAUGGAUUAAUUCUCUAAUUAAUACAUUUGUCAUUUUUAUUUAAUCGUAUUAUUUUACCCAUAUUUCAAUCAGGAGUUUCCAAAAUCUAUUAACCAUUUUUCAAUCAGGUAUUGUCCAAAUUAUAUUACGCAUUCUUCAAUCAGGAGUUGUCCAAAUUAUAUCACCCAUUCUUCAAUCAGGCGUUGUCCAAAUUAUAUUACCCAUUCUUCAAUCAAGAGUUGUCCAAAUUAUAUUACCCAUUCUUCAAUCAGGAGUUGUCCAAAUUAUAUUACCCAUUCUUCAAUCAGGCGUUGUCCAAAUUAUAUUACCCAUUCUUCAAUCAAGAGUUGUCCAAAUUAUAUUACCCAUUCUUCAAUCAGGAGUUGUCCAAAUUAUAUUACCCAUUCUUCAAUCAGGAGUUGUCCAAAUUAUAUUACCCAUACUUCAAUCAGGAGUUGUCCAAAUUAUAUUACCCAUUCUUCAAUCAGGAGUUGUCCAAAUUAUAUUACCCAUACUUCAAUCAGAAAUCAUUGUUUGUUGUUGUCCAGUGUGCAAGUGGCAAUCACGUGUCAGAUUUUAGGCCGCCUUAAGGCAUUCAUUUGUCAUCCACGGGAGUGAGUAGUUAAAUUUGAAAGUGACAGGAACCACACGGUGUUGCGUGAAAAUGUCAAUCAUCUACUAAAUUAUAAUAUAUCGUAUAUAAUUUCAUGAAUAAUGAUAAUAAUUAGUAACUAAUUGAAACGUUUAUCUCCGCUAUGAAAAACAUUUCCAUUUCCGUACCUACUUAUAAAAAUUUUUAUACAUUUUAUAUGAUCAAAUUAGGUAAUGAAUUUGAUAUUCAAUAGAUCGCACAGAUUCGCUUGCGGUCAUAUUUCUCUGUAUUUUGUUGAAUAAGAUGAGCUAAGUUCACUUUUUCUAACUUAUGAUUUUGAUUCAUUCUCGGAAAAAAAAAGAACAUUCUACAUUAUUUUUAAAUAUUUAUGAAUAAAAAAUUUGAUUCUUGUUGCCAUUCGAGUAAAUUAAAUCUCGAUAAAUUUUAGAUAGCUGUGUUUUCCAAAGAAAACUUUUAAUUAAAUCAAAAACUAAUAAUCAAAAAAGUUUGUAAAAAUGUGAUGUGGGAAUAGUAGAAGAAUAGCAAUUGGAAAAAAAGAAUCAUAGGUUAGAAAAACGUAGCCAAAUACUAUGUAUAAAUAAUGAUUUUUCGAGCCAGUCAGUUUAUAAUAACAUACGUAAGGUUAUUUAGAGACGAACAAAGCCCAGUCGAGAAAUGUGAUUGUUUAUGCAGUGUAAAUAUAUUUUUUUACUUAUGCGUUAAUGAAUAGGAUAUAUUUUCUAGUGAUUACGGCAUUUAGUAAUAUUUAAAAGCGCGGACACAUUUGAGCGGAAUAUUUUUUUUAUUGUGACGAAAAUUAAAUUUUGCGUUAGUGUGACCACAGCUUAAUCUGUGCAUUUUCGUGAUAUAGGGUGUUCGUGUUAACUAUAUGAAUGAUCUCGGCUCGUGUUAUUUUUAUUCAAUAAUGAAUACAUCACGUGUCAGCUUUAUGUAUUGAUGAAUGACUUAUCAUCACAUCUCGCUUUUAUUUACAGUAUUAUUAUUAGUUAAAAAUAAGGCCUAACUACUAGUAUCGUCGGUAGUAAAGACAGCCUAAAAAUGUAUCCUUGGUUUAGAUCUUGCCAAUAUUUUAAUUAUUUGCCUAAAGAUCAGACUGAAAAUGGGGAUACAGAUACAAUGAACACGUUAAACGCUGCGCACGCGCCGGCCGCCUGUAUAUGAUUGCGCUUAUUUUUGAUACUUUUUAUAAAUGAAACAUCGCAUUUAUAUUUGAAAGUGAAUAGUUAUAACCACUGUUUUUCUUUUUAGGUUUAAGUCCAAGGGAAUUCUCAUACAAAAUUAACAUGCAUUUAUAGUGUAGAGGUUAGGAAAUGAUGGACUCCUACGUUCCGAUCGACGGACGUCAAAAUGUUACAAAAUGGCUGAUUAUCAUUAUUAUUUAUUAAAAUGACUGCAUAUUAAAAGACUAGCUGUUUCUCAGGGCUAUGCUUCCGCGGGAAUAUGUGAAAAUGCUUGCCCUGUUAUUUUUUGUACAUACGGCUCAGAUGAUAUCUGGGCCACCUUUCAUACACCAAUCAAGGCGAGGUGGCACAGCUAUCUUUAUAGCCUACCGUACGUCAAAUAAAAAGAAUUUAACCAUAUUUUAUUCGAUCGUGAGUUAUUUCUGUUUUGUUUAUCAAAGUUUCCCCACUUCCAUUUCGUUCCUGUUUUAGGAGCAGGCAUUUUAAAGUGUUUUAGAUUACAACGAUAUAUUUUACACAACUAAUGUGCGAUCUCUAUAAUUUUGGACUGAUUUUUUUUUUUAAUAAUUUUUACUGAGAAGCCUACGAGGUCGGAAGUUUGUAUAUAUAAUAUAAUUGUAAAUAAGAUAGUUUUGAAUCUAAUUAUCGCUAUAAGGAGGGAAUGAUUUGAAUUUUAUUCGUGUAUUUCUAUAUAGUUUAAUUUAAAUAAUUUAGUGCCAUUGUAACACUGCAUGUUUUUUUUAUUAUUAUAAUUUCUGUAUAUUGUUUUUAUAAAGUUUUGUGGAUUUAUAGAAAGAAUGAAUGUUUAACAAAAGUUGUAAAACCUUUAAUUUUCUGUCUUUUGGAUCUCACUUUUCGGGUUAAUUCCCCUAAAUUGGCACUAAAAAGUUGUUUUGAAAUACAAUGAAAACAAUUUGUUACUGGGUUUUGAACCAAAUAUUACUUUGCAAUAGCAAAACAAAAUAAAACGGUCGAAUUGAGAACCUCCUCCUUUUUAAAAGUAGGUUAAUAAUAAUAUUUAAAAUUUUUAACUAGCUUAAAAACGUGCCUGUUUACUUGCACGUUUUUAAGCGCUUGCGCCACUUAAUUUUUGUCUUUGUUCCUUAAAGGUCGUUUCUAAAUAUGCCAAGUCACCUUCCUAAAGUCAGAUCCAUGUAUUUCAUUCUUUUUGUAAAUCUCUAGUUAUUUUAAGAUAUCUCUUCACCGCUGUAAGUAUUACACAGUAUUGCUGGAAGGUAGAUAGACCUUAAGCAUUAUGUUUAAUUGUUUACCAUUAUUUCCAAAAAAAUAAUUGAAUAUGAAUGCGCCUCACUGGCAUGUAGCGACUACGUAAUUGAGCCCAAAUAAUGUGUUGUGAAAGUUGCAAUUUUUUCUGAAUAUUCAGAGCAAUAAUUUUUACCUCUUCAGGUACUCUUAACAGAGUAUUUUUUUAAAGUAAGGCUAUUUCUUUAAAGGAUUUACAACGUGGCAACGUUUAGUUUAAAAGCAUCGGUGGGCGAACCGGUAAGGUGACCGGUUAGAAUGCGUGAUGCGCAGAAAGGCACAGGUUCAAAUCCCACAUCGGCGAUGUACCAUUGACUAUUUUCAAAAUUGUGUACAUUAGUUUGUGUACUAACCGAUGCUCUUGCGUUGAGGGAAAACAUCGUGAGGAUAUCUGCACAUUCAGGCAACUGGAUGUGUUACCAUGUACCGAAUACGGGUUAGGUUUACCUGCAGAGGCUGCGGAGGGCAGAUGGCUUCGUGUAAAAAACUGACUCGUACAAUCUAGGAUCCAUUGUCAAAAGCAUACCCUGGGCUCCUCAGAGCGGUGAAGAUGCAACCGGGACUAAAGACAGGAGGAGGAAGAUAAACAACGUGGCCAAAUCAUAAUUAAACAAGUUGCAAACGAGAAAUAUUAUCAAAGUCUUUUUACCUAAUCUAAUGAGAAUUGAUGCCCGUUUAUCUCUUUCUGAUUGCCAUAAUUGGAGACAGAGAGAGAUGUAAAGCAAAUUGAUGGUCAUUCUGUAUUUUUUUAUUUCGAGUCAGUUUUCCAAGUAUAAACUUCCAUGGGCCAUUCUGCAUCGUAUCAAAUGUCAUAUUAGUUACUCCAAAAUACCGCUAGAGGGCAGUUUCAGCUGCAUGUAGGUAUCAACGAGUGACCAAUGUUUAAGUUACCGUUAGCAACUAACCGUAUACCAUUUACCAGUCAACUAUAUAGUUAGCACCGUACGGAUUACUACAGUCAUCAUUUGCUGAUUUUAAAUACACAUUGAUAGUCAUUUAAUUAGUGGCACAAUAUUAUUAGAUGAAAAUAAGAACGCUAUACGUUUGUUGAACACUUGCUGCUCGCGAGCCGUAAUUGUUGUUAGGCGUGUGUGAAGAAACGCGCAUGUGACAUCAUUUUUCGAUUUGUAUAAGAAGAGAUAGCCAUCUGAUGUUUAUUACCUUGUAGGGACAAGACUGAUUUCUUUUUAAUAGUCUUUGGCAAGUGAUAUCAUACAUUGUUUUUUAUAAUCUUCAAAAAUUAUGGUCUGUCAUUGAUAACAAAGAAUAAAUGUAUGUGCAAUCUGUUUAUGGUCCCAGAUGAGUUAUAAACACAAAAUGGCUAUAAAGGCGAAUGAGAGCGCAAUAGUAGAUGACCUUUUCUUACAUUUUAUUGCUGCGCGGGCGGCCCAUAUUUGACAUAAGUAUAAUGUACAUAUUUGUAUCUACUUCCAUUGGUAUUUAUUCUGUUUUUGACAUUUUUUAAACUACAUUUUUUUUUUACAAUUUUUUUUUUAUGUCAGCCAAUACCAAUAAUAUAAUUUGAAUAUUAAUUAAUACAAUUAUUGUAUCGAAUUUUUUGUAGUGGAUUAUGUAAUUUUGAACCAUAAAUAAUUAUUGCGGAUAUAUCAAUUCCUGUAUUAAAUGUUUUUAUUAUUAUUAUGUAACAAUGAAUUUAUAGUAUUUUUAUGUAAACAGAAUGCCAUGCAACAUGAAAUGAUGAUAGAUGAUUGUCUACAUUGAUAGCGCCGACAUGGUUUCAAAUGAAACUAUGUAUGUCAUUUAAUCAUAUAAGAAAACCUGCAUUUAUUACAGUAUAAGUAAACAAAAUCUAACACUAAAAUAUAUCUAAAAUCACAAAGAAAAAUUCAACACAUUACUAAUUGUUCAAAUGGGCAUCAUUAUAAAUUUCAUAAUCAAUCAAAAAUUAUUGAAACAAUACACUAUUGCAAGUAUUUUUCUUUUAUACUUAUAUAUUUUUUUAUUAUACUUGGACAUUCAUUAAAUGUUGGCGAAAAAUUGAGUAAAUUAAGGAUCUGUUCAUAUUGGGCUAAAACUGUCACAUGAUAUCUGUUUUUUUACAUUGCACGUUAAUUAAGUUGGUCGUAUGUAGAUAGUUUAAAAGAAUCGGACUACAGUUGACUGUUUGGUUUUUAUUAAUUCUUCGUUUGUGUAUACUUACAUAGAUUGAUAAUUGUGAGAAACGAAACGUAUACCACUUUAAAAUCGAAAAUUGUGAAAUAUUUUUUUAUACGAAAUGUAUUUCUUAAUGAAUCUGUGUAUAAAGGUAAAGAAAACGUGAAGUGUUAAAUAGGGAAAAAUAUAAUGGCGAAUUUCUAAUGAAUCGGAUGUACAGAAAUUAUUGCCUAAUUAUGUAUAGUGAUUUCAAAGAAAUGCAUACCAUUUAAUGUUGAGUAUUGUACACAUCCAUGUAUCAUUUAUGUCUCGUAUUAUACACGUUACUGUUUUUUCCUUGUGUGCGAAAAAUUCAUCAACUUGCUCUUAGUGUGCUAAGCAAACGUGGCAGCUCGUUAUUUUAAUUUCCAUAAAAUUACAACAUUUCAAAUAAAAUGAAGAAUUCGAGACAUCUCGUUUUUAAAGAGAACUUCAAUUAUUAUCACGAAACUUAAGUGGAAAUUACUUUUAUGGUUGGCAAAAGGGCAAUUUUUAUUUUGUAAAUUGUGGUCAACCAUAUUUUCUAUGUAAUUAUAAAUGUAUUAUCUGCGCGGGCGAAGGCUCGGGUAACAGUUAGAUCUAAAUAUAUAUCGUUAGUCCUUGGACAGAAAGUGUUCUUCUAAUUGUAAAGACAUGCUGUAUAAUUAAAAAAUAAUUGUGAAAUUACGUAUUUGUACAUAAAAUUAUAAAUAAUAUGAAAUACCAUUUACCAGUUUCAUUCAAUUAGUAUGUACGAUUAAAAAUCAACUGAAUCAUAAAUCAAUUUGUGUGUACUUAUAUUUUAUAUAGAUAUUUAUUUUAAGUCAAUUUUAACUGAACAAGCUUCGCCAUAUCAUUGUUAAUCAUAUACCGUGCAUUAGUCUAUUUUUAGGCUAUUAAAAAUGUAUAAAGAUUAAAUAGAUAUUACGUAGCCAUUAUGUUCAAAUAAUGAUUGGAAUGGAAUUUAUAUUUUUACAGUAUUGGCAUUAUAGAAAUUUCUAAAAGCGUUAUUACAAUGAAUCGCAAAGGCGUCCAUUUGUAAAAGCACUUCUCAUAAUUUAUAUGCAAAGACAUUAUCUUCGAAAUCUGUGUGUUAAGGCAUUAUUUCGAAAUCUGUGGGUAAAGACAUCGUGUUCAAAGUCUGGGUGUAAAGGGUUAAUUUGCAUGCGAAAGCUUAUAAGGAUUUACAUAAUUCAGCAUGUAGAAACCACUUGAUUACACUAUCUAACUUUGUACAGCCAACAGCAGAGAAACUGAUCAUGGCUUUGAUUUGUAUGAAAAGAGGGUCAUGUUACUCUGCCUUAAACUGUACAUUGUAAUGACGUAUGUUUUGUCUUUAAUGCCGCCUGCUCAGUUUCUGUGUUUGACACCUUUAGUUUAAUGUAGACACAGAAAGAGAAAAAAAAACAUUUUUUUUAACACUAACGGUGAAAUUUAUUGAGCGCCUUUUUUAUAUUGCAUAGAUCUGUGCUGAUUCUAUUUGAAUCCAAAGUCUUUGUAAGAUUCAACCGCUGUGUAAAAUAUGAGAGUUCGUGCGUAGCACUAAAUAAUACUAUGUUCUACUAUA